AUGAGCCGGGCCCUUUUAUUGUCAACCCCUGAGCCUGGAGACAUCCUCGUGAUUUAUCUCUCUGUCUCGGCUAAGGCGGUUAGCUCUGUGCUCAUCCGGCCAAAGGAAAGUGCUGAGCACCCAGUGCAUUAUGUUAGCAAAGCAUUACAAGAUGUCGAGGUUCCAUACCUGGACAUUGAGAAGUUGGCCUUCGCACUGGUAGUCUCGGCUAAACGUCUUCGACUAUACUUCCAAGCUCACACCAUCCAUGUCUUAACCAACCAACCGCUUAGGCAAGUGUUGCAGAAUCCAGAGACUUUUGGGAGGUUGGUUAAUGGGCCAUUAAACUUGUUCCACGUCGCCAGCAAUGGCAACCUCGACCUGACCCAGCCCUUAUGGACCUUAUAUGUGGAUGGCUCAUCCAAUGCCCAAGGAUGUGAGGCCGGCCUUGUUCUCAUCUCCCCAGACAAGAUUGUCCUUGAGUACGCCCUCCGCUUCAAAUUCCACGCCUCCAACAAUGAGGCAGAAUACGAAGCACUCAUAACUGGCCUUCGGCUAGCCAAUGAGAUAGGCGCCAAGCAAAUUCAGAUAUUCAGCGACUCACAGCUCGUUGUCCAUCAAGUCAACCAGGACUUCACAGCCAAUGACAUCUCUAUUACAGCCUACCUCCAGCAUACCUGCCAUUUGCUUGCAACAUUCGACGCCCAUCUUAUAAGCCAGGCUAGCCUCGUCCUUGGAGCAGGGCAUAGGUCGCAACAUCCACAUUUAGUUCUUGGAUCAGCCCAGCACACAGGCACCACUCAUCUCACGACAUGUCUAAUCAUCAAUGUCGCCUUCUACAAGCAUGGCUUCAGCCUUCCCUACCUUCGGUGCCUGACCCCAGAGGAAGGUAACUAUGUCCUAAGGGAGAUCCAUGAGGGUAUCUGCGGCAACCACUUAGGUGCUCGCUCCCUAGCACACAAGGCUAUUAGGCAAGGAUAUUUCUGGCCAUCACUUCACACUGAUGCCCAGGCCUUCACCCAGAAGUGCGAUAAGUGUCAGCGAUUUGCCAACAUCCCACAACUUCCAGCUGAACCAUUGACAACCAUGGUCAGCCCUUGCCCAUUUACCCAAUGGGGACUUGACCUCAUUGGACCUAUGCCAAAGGGCACGGGCCAAGUCAAGUAUGCAGUUAUGGCGGUAGACUAUUUCAUCAAAUAG
Molecule: messenger RNA, 1179 nt
Organism: Prunus armeniaca (apricot)
Lineage: Eukaryota; Viridiplantae; Streptophyta; Magnoliopsida; Rosales; Rosaceae
Source: the annotation of a GenBank genome assembly